CUCGUGCAAAUCCUCGUGCAAAAACCUGGUCCCCGUGCAAGGAUGAUCCUUGUGCAAGGAUCCUCGUGCAAGGAUGGUCCUCGUGCAAGGGUCCACGUGCAAGGGACGUUCCUUGCGCGAGGAUCCACGUGCAAAACUCCUGCUGCAAGGAUCCUCCUCGUGCAAAGUGCGUGUGCAAGGAUCCUCGUGCAAGGACUGUCCUCGUGCAAGGCUCGUUCUCGUGCAAGAAUCCGUGUGCAAGGGACGUUCCUUGCGGCAGAAUCUGUGUGCAAGGACCCUCCUCGUGCAAGGUGCGUGUGCAAGGACCCUUGUGCAAGGACCCUUGUGCAAGAUUCUGCCACGUGCAAGGCGGAUCCUUGUGCAAGAAUGAUCCUCGUGCAAGGAUUGUCCUUGUGCAAAGUGCGUGUGCAGGGGACAUUCCUCGUGCAAAGCGUGUGUGCAAGGAUCAUCCUCGUGCAAGGAUCCUCGUGCAAGUCGGGACAUUCCUUGUGCAAAGCGCGCGUGCAAGGAUCCUCGUGCAAGGAUCCUUGUGCAAGAAUUGUCCUCGUGCGAGGAUCCUCGUGCAACCUGUGCCCAUACAAAGCGCGUGUGCAAAGGUCCUCGUGCAAGGAUCCUCGUGCAAGGAACGUUCCUCGUGCAGGGCCUGCAUGCAAGGAUGGUCCACAUGCAAGGAUCCACGUGCAAGGAUCCUUGUGCAAAUUGCCCUCGUGCAAAGCGCGUGUGCAAAGCCCUCGUGCAAGGAUCCUUGUGCAAAUUGCCCUCGUGCAAAGCGCGUGUGCAAGGGCCUCGUGCAAGGAUCCUUGUGCAAAUUGCCCUCGUGCAAAGCGCGUGUGCAAAGCCCUCGUGCAAGGAUCCUUGUGCAAAUUGCCCUUGUGCAAAGUGCCCGUGCAAAGAUCGUCCUCGUGCAAGGAUCCUUGUGCAAAAGCAGAUGACUGGUAG
Messenger RNA from Onychostruthus taczanowskii (white-rumped snowfinch), 939 nucleotides. Its product is annotated as melanoma-associated antigen B4-like. The coding region runs from base 43 to 939 and encodes 298 amino acids. NCBI's taxonomy places the organism in Eukaryota, Metazoa, Chordata, Aves, Passeriformes, Passeridae. The record is from RefSeq and is a predicted model, not a curated record. The transcript is spliced from 5 exons.